Cydia splendana is the source of this 4552-nucleotide messenger RNA. RefSeq names its product protein IWS1 homolog. Gene Ontology annotation, cellular component: nucleus. Bases 179 to 2554 code for a protein of 791 amino acids. The record is from RefSeq and is a predicted model, not a curated record. Lineage: Eukaryota; Metazoa; Arthropoda; Insecta; Lepidoptera; Tortricidae. Gene Ontology annotation, biological process: poly(A)+ mRNA export from nucleus. The transcript has 12 exons.
AUGAGACUCGAUUGACAUGUAAAUUGGCAAUCGGCGUUAUUUUUUUACAUGUCAAACUCGUUAACGUAAAAGCGAAAAAUGCUUCGUUUUUAUUAUUCAAACGUGUGAAAUUACUUUUAAAUGGUCUAAUUUCCGUAAUAUAACUAGUUAUUGACGAGCGAUAAUAGUUUAAUCGACAAUGGACGUGGAUACGGGCGGCCGCAGCUCGCGCUCCCGCAGCAAGUCCGUGGAGUCCGCGGCGAAGUCCCGUUCGGGCUCGCGCUCCGCAUCGUCAUCCUCCAGCCGCAGCGGUUCCGCCGCGAGCCGCAAAUCCAAGUCCAGAAGCCGUAGUGGAUCUGCUGCCGACCGCAAGUCCAAGUCUCGUAGCCGCAGCGGGUCCGCCGCUAGCCGCAAAUCCAAGUCUCGUAGCCGUAGUGGGUCCGCUGCGAGCCACAAAUCCAAGUCUCGUAGCCGUAGUGGGUCCGCUGCUAGCCGCAAGUCGAAGUCCAGGAGCCGUUCACGUUCCUCGCGCUCGUCGCGUUCCCGCAGCGGUUCAGCAGUGCGUUCUGAUGCCGGAGAUCGCAACCCGCGGUCAAGGAGCGGUUCUCCAGCUAAAUCUAGGUCUAGAAGUGGUUCCCCGAUGGAUCAGAGUGGCUCGCCGCGUAAACCGCGCUCCAGAAGCGGUUCACCUGCCAAGUCGCGUUCGAGGAGCCGAUCUCCAGCUAAAAGUCGUUCGCGCAGUGGAUCGCCAAUGGAUAAAUCUCGCUCACGUAGGGGCUCUAGAGCUAAAUCCCGUUCUAGAAGCGGAUCUCGGGCAAAAUCUAGAAGUGCUUCGCCGGCUAAAUCUCGCUCUCGUAGUGGUUCCCGGAAGUCACGUUCGCGAAGUGGGUCCAGGGCGAAGUCCGGUAGCGGUUCGCCUAAGAAGUCCCGGUCCCGUAGCGGUUCGCCGCGGAAGUCGCGAUCUCGCAGUGGAUCGAGGCCUAAGUCCGGGUCGAGAAGUCGCUCGGGGUCGCCGGAGCGCAUGGAGAUUGAUGCGGCGGGCGACAGGCCGGAGUCACCUACCUUUACACAGGUCGAAAGAAAAAGCCGAUCACGAUCCAAAUCAGCGGGCCGCAAGUCAGCAUCCCGCUCUAAGUCCCGUUCCAAAUCUCGCUCUAAAUCCCGAUCCAAAUCUCGUUCCAAAUCUCGAUCCAAAUCCCGUUCUAAAUCUCGGUCCCGCUCUAAGUCCGGUUCGCGCUCAAAGUCCCGAUCUCGCUCUAAAUCCCGUUCCCGUUCCAAGUCCCGGUCCCGUUCACGUUCUGGCAGCCGCUCGCGCUCGCGAUCUGGAUCGAGAUCCAAGUCAAGGUCAAGAUCCAAGUCCAGGUCAAGAUCUAAGUCGAGAUCGAGGUCGAAGUCGGGAUCUCGCUCGGGCUCUGCCAAAUCCAAAUCUAGGUCCCGGUCCCGCUCGCGCUCGCGCUCGGGCAGCCGCUCGCGCUCAGGCUCCGGGUCUCCGCGCGCAGACGCCAAGAAACGGCGUAUAGUCCGGCUGGCGAGCGACGACGAGGGCGACGACGAUGGCCCACGGCCCGAGGGGGAAGGCGAGAAAGGGCAGAUGCCGCCGCCCGCGCAGGACGACUCCUCCGAUGACGAGAUCGCACCCGACUCCAAGACGGAGGAGAUGAUGGGCGGCAUGUCGGACUUCGAGAUAAUGUUGGCGCGCAAGCGGGAGGAGCGCAAGGGACGGCGCCGCCGCCGCGACAUCGACAUCAUUAAUGACAAUGACGACCUUAUAGCGGCACUACUGCAGCAGAUGAGACAGGCUGCUGAGCAGGACAGAGAGCUUAACAGAAAAAAUCAACCUGCCGUCAGGAAGGUGUCGAUGCUAAAAGCGGCCAUGUCCCAGCUGAUCAAGAAGGACCUGCAACUGGCCUUCCUCGAGCACAACGCCCUCAACGUGCUCUGUGAUUGGCUGGCCCCCAUGCCCAAUAGGGCUUUACCCUGUCUGCUGAUAAGGGAUUCUAUAUUAAAGCUGUUACAGGAUUUCCCGUCGAUAGACAAAUCCCUUCUAAAGCAGUCCGGCAUCGGCAAGGCGGUGAUGUACCUCUACAAGCACCCGAAGGAGACCAAGGCCAACAGGGAGCGCGCCGGGAGACUCAUAUCAGAGUGGGCCAGACCUAUUUUUAACUUGUCGACAGACUUUAAAGCGAUGACGCGCGAGGAGCGGCAGGCGCGCGACGAGGCCAUGGCGGGCGCGCGGGGGGGCGGGGGCGGGGGAGGGGGAGGGGGAGGGGGGAGGCGCGACGCCGAGCCGGGGCACUCCGCCGCCAAGCGCCCGCGCAACGACGAGCGCACAGACAAGCCGCUGCGGCCCGGCGACCCGGGCUGGGUGGCGCGAGCGCGAGUCCCGACGCCGUCCAGCAAGGACUACGUGGUGCGGCCCAAGUCCACCAGCGAGGUCGACAUGUCCACCGUAGCAAAGAAGAAGAUGACGCGGUACGAGAAGCAGAUGAAGCGGUUCAUCGACCAGAAGCGGCUGCGCAGCGGGGCGCGCCGCGCCGUCGAGAUCUCCAUCGAGGGCCGCAAGAUGGCGCUGUGAAUGUAAACAAGUACGCUGUAGUGUAGGGGGACUGGAGACAUCUACCUCUAUACUUGUACAACUUGUGUUUUUUCAACUAUUUGUCAUAAUAACAUUAAAAGCUAAUUUUAAGGUUUAACUCAGGUAAAUUUACAGUACGCGGUGCGCGGAUGUCGUGACCGCUACUCAUGGACUGUUAGUGCGUGGAAAUGGAGACCUAGGCUCUCCGAAAAAAUACUAAGUUAAAUCGUAAAAUUGGCUUCUUGCUAGAAUGGCUAACGACAGUUUAAAUUCUAUUAUUAGUCAUAUUCCGCAAAGUUAAUAUAAUUUGUAUUGCAUUACUCGCAUUGAACAUUUUAUAAUUUUGUUAAGUAGAUUGUACCGUACCGUAGUAGGUCCAAAUGUCUCCAGACUCCCUCUAGCUAGAGUCUCGGUGAUAUACGUGUGGUGCGAUGACAUAAUAUACUUAAUCGCCACCAUAACGAUCAGAGCGGCUAAGGUGUUCACAAAUAUCUGAACACGCCUCUACUCUCAAGGUGUUAGUGUAUGUUUCAAUAUUUCGAAAUAAGUACCAUGAAAGUACACAAUAAUAUGUCUGGUGGCGAUUGUAAAUAAGCAUAAGUCACAUAAAUGUUGACAUGGAAAUGUUCGGGUCGGCGCGGCGCUGUGAGCUUCUGAUUCUAGUUUGAUUUUAUUUAGGCAUAUUUUAAUGAAAAAAGAUACUUAAGUCGACAUUUUUCAAAAACAACGUGAAUUUACGUAAAAGUUUUAUUUUGUUACCUCAUUGUUUAGUUAUUUUUGUCAUGGUAGUGAUUAUGAGAAAUAUGUAAUUACGAAACACUUUUCAGCAAUAUUACGUAUAUGAUAUAGUGUGAAAUGAGACGCACACAAAAGUACGACUCGUAAAUUGCUAUACAGUUUAAAAUUGCAAUUUUUUUAUAAAUCCCUCUGGCAUCCAAAUAAGAAGUGUAUAAAAUUUCUUGGGAAAUGCUCUAAUAUUUUUUUCUGCAUAAAAACCCACUGCGUAAAAUAAGAGUAUUGGAGUUAUUUCUCCAGCCGCUAUAAUUAGUUAAAUCAAAAACUCACUGCACCCGAAUACGUGUGAUACCUACUUCCCUACGGCGCGGCGGGUAGGUGUGACAGAGAACACACUAUUACGUAUUCGCGUGCAGCGAGUGUUUGAUUUUAUUAUGGUAGGGUGGUGUAUGUUGUAUGUGUGCAGUGAUCAAAUUUCCAAUCGGGCUUGUAUUUACUUUUUGAUAUUUCGGAAUUACCCUUUUCUACGAGUUUGGCGUAAUGAUACUUCUAGUACAUAUUUGUAAUAAAAAUGUUUCUUCCAUGGACAUGUUACAGUAAAACGAAUUAUUUGUUGCAAAAUGGAACUUCUGUUUAUAGAGACGCGUGCAAUCUUUGGACUGUUCCAUUUAUAUGGAACUGAUAGAUGGUAUAAUGUAUGACUAUUUGUGGACCUCACAUCUUUGCAACAGGUCCCGUACACGACAUGCCAAUCGCUAACGCUCCGUAGCGAACGAAACGCAACUGUCACUGUCUCACUAAUAUGGAAGAGUGAUAGAGAGACCAAAGCGAUUCGAUGGCGAAGCGUAAGCGAUUGUCACCUUGGCUAGGCCGCCAGGAUUGAGGAGAGGUCAGUUAGUUAGGUCUACAUAAUUGCGAGUUGCUCGCAAAUCGCGUCUAUUAUUUUCUAACCUCAAAAUAACAUUAUUUUUGUCUUUGAUGAUUGCUUCGUGGAUUCGAAAAAUAAUUUCACGCCGAAACAGAAAUAAAUUAAUGAAUAUGGGGGUUUACUCAAUGAAUAUCGUCAUCAAGAAUUAUAUCUAUAUAUAAUCAGUCAGGCGGCGUUAUACAUAUAUAUGAAGUUUAAAUUUAUUUAUUUGUCUCUGGCCAAAAUAAUUAUUUAGAGGUUAGAAACGUCAGAGGGGGUGUGAUAGAGUAAGUUGGCACCGCGGUGCUCGGUAUGGAGACGCGUGUAAAGUAUAAUAUAUAUUAUAAGGCUUAUAU